GCCCGUUUUAAAGGAGUUGUCGGCGGGAAUCUCAAUUCACUCGAUUCUGAAAGCCGCAGAAAUUGAGUGUUGUGAGUCCUAUUAUCUCUGCCCGAGAAGCGACGUAGGAGAGAGGAAAAGACCCGCACGUCGCAAGUCACAAAGAACUGCCUUCAAAAGCUACUUCUUACCCUUACGAAUACCUUUCCGAAUUUCUGCUUUUCUUCUUUUUUAAAACGAGAUUAACAAUACCUGUAAUUGUCGCCUACGCCACUUGAAGCUUGGAAUUCGGGGAACGUUCUCAGUCAUCUAGGUGUCUUCAAAACAAAACAAAAACCUUUGGGAGUUGGAGAGCCGAUGGCAGCUUCCCCGAAACAUGUCUUUUCACUCACAGGUAUUUUAUAUCAGCUGGAAAGACUGGAGGCCUCUGAACAGAGAUCAGCCAGGAGACAAGAGCAGCACCGGGAACUGCAGGAUACAGAAAUUGACUUGGAAGGGGACAUCCUUAAGCUGAGAAAACUUCGGGAUGAACUGAAGACUAAAGUAAAGCUACAGGAAGCCAGUGCCAGAAUACCCAUCACUAAUCUAGAGCCCUAUGAACCAUUGAAGAACUGUAAGGAAAAUUUGGAGAUGAAAUUGGAAAAAGCUAAAGCUUUCUUUCAGGCAUUCCAUUUAACAGGGCUCAAUGGCAGACUGACCACGAAAGGGGUUUGUCUGUGCUUCAACACUGCUUUUGAGGGAAAUAUCUUGGAUUCCUAUUAUGUGGAUGUUAUCAUCAAGAAACCACUAGUAAUACAACGCCAUUCAGUUCCAGUCUUCAUCCCCUUGGAACAGAUAGCUGCAAAAUACUUACAGACCAAUUUUCAAAACUUCGUAUAUAGUCUCAGCGAACACCUAAAUGCAUAUUCUGGAAGAAAAUACCAGGCAGAUCAAGUCCAGGAUGGCUUUUCAGCUUUCCUGGCCAGGCCCUUGCAGAGAAAUUCGCUGUGCACUUUGCUGUCAUUCACCUACACCAUGGACCCCAAUGGAGAGUCCUUCCCUUUUUGUGCCAGACUUAUGUACCAUGACCUCACAAUUACUCUUCCCACCAGUGUCACAAUUACGUAUCAAGUGCUCUCCACUCCACUCAUCUCCCUCCCAACACAGUGCUCAGCAGACAUGAUUCUGAUUACUCUUCAAGCCAUCACCUUCCCAUGUAAAAAAAUCGGAUCUUGUUAUUUGCAACCAGAAUUGACACUUUCUUUGACAAGCUGCUCAGACGGCCAGGAAGGACUGAGCUAGAAUGUGCUCCAGCAGCUGUGGAAGUUGACUUAGAAUUCAGAGAAACUUGGGAAGACUUGUAUGAACUGAUGCAGAAUGAAGUAAGCAGAACCAGGAGAACUGACUCAAUGACUACAAUAACUUAAAGGCAAACAGGGAGUUCUAUUGGGAGGAGGGAAAAGGAAUAAACAUUUCUGUAACUCCUAUCGUGUGCCAGCUGCAGUGCUAAAGGUCUCUUAUAAAUACCUCAUUUGAUCCUCACAACAGCUGUGCAAGGUAGGUGUUGUUAUGGAUUUGGAGGAAACAGGCAAAGAGGUGGUUAAGAGAUUUGCCCAGGGUCACUUAGCUAGGAUCUGAAUUCAGGGCUUCCCAACACCAGGCCCAGUGCUCUACCUGCUGUGCUACCAGCUGCCUCUAAUGACCACCGGAGACACAAGGACUGAUGAUAAAGCUUGCCCUCUGCUCUCAGCUGAAAGGUCGUCAAUGCUAGAUGGCAGAUGAGUGAUCCAUUGUUAGGUGUAAGCAUUGAAUUUGUUUUAAUUGUAGCUAUUUCUUACAUGGGAGGGUUAAAUUGCAUUAAGGAAGAGGAGUCAUUGGGAAGGGACAGUGAUGUUUUUAAAAAAUGAUUACAUCAAUAAAACAUUUUAAAAGAAAAAAACUGACUUGAAGGCAAGAGUAGUGAAAUAUAUGCUCUCCAAUGGGGUUCAGUGGGAAAGAAGGCUUGUUUUAAUUUUGAUUCCUCUUCUCCAACUGGCUCCCCUCUUUUAACUCAUCUUAAAAUGGCAGCUUCAUCACUUUUCUUUCUCUCCUUUCAAUAUGAUAAUCCCACUGUGUGUAACUCAGAGCUCCACAAAGGGCCCCACUAAGACAGUUUUGUCCUGUAGUAUUUUAGCCCCUUUACUUAACCUAUGCAAAGAGAAUUAUAUAAAUAUGUUUACACAUUGGAUUUAACAUAUAUUUUAACAUUUAUAACAUGUUGGAUUGCUUGACAUCUAGGGGAGGGAGUGAGGGAAGGAGGGAAAUUUGGAACACAAGGCUAUGCAAGGAUCAAUGUUGAAAAAUUAUCUGUGCAUAUGUUUUGAAAAUAAAAAGCUUAUGGACGUGGCUCUCUUCAACAAUGAGAGGAUCCAAAUCAGUUCCAAUUGAUCUGUAAUGAAGGGAACCAGCUACAUCCAGAGAAAGAACACUGGGAAAUGAGUAUGGACCACAACAUAACAUUUCCACUCUUUCUAUUAUUGUUUGCUUGCAUUUUUGUUUUUCUUCUCAGGUUAUUUUUACCUUCUUUCUAAAUCUGAUCUUUCCUGUGUAACAAGAGAACUAUAUAAAUAUGCAUACAUAUAUUAUAUUUAACAUAUACUUUAAUAUAUUUAACAUGUAUGGGACUACCUGCUAUCUAGGAGAGGGGGUGAGGGGAAGGAGGGGAAAAGUUGGAACAGAAGCUCUUGCAAUGGUCAAUGUUGAAAAAUUACCCAUGCAUACGUUUUGUAAAUAAAAAGCUGUAAUAAAUAAAAUUUUAAAAAAGAAAAUAAAAAGCUUUGUA
Molecule: messenger RNA, 2779 nt
Organism: Antechinus flavipes (yellow-footed antechinus)
Lineage: Eukaryota; Metazoa; Chordata; Mammalia; Dasyuromorphia; Dasyuridae
Gene: CENPO
Product: centromere protein O
Exons: 7
Coding region: 337-1260 (307 amino acids)
Cellular component (GO): Mis6-Sim4 complex; kinetochore
Source: RefSeq, a predicted model, not a curated record